Messenger RNA from Drosophila nasuta, 1036 nucleotides. RefSeq names its product ADP-ribosylation factor related protein 1 (gene Arfrp1). The record is from RefSeq and is a predicted model, not a curated record. NCBI's taxonomy places the organism in Eukaryota, Metazoa, Arthropoda, Insecta, Diptera, Drosophilidae. Gene Ontology annotation, cellular component: Golgi apparatus. The transcript is spliced from 3 exons. Bases 280 to 882 code for a protein of 200 amino acids. Gene Ontology annotation, molecular function: GTP binding; GTPase activity. Gene Ontology annotation, biological process: intracellular protein transport; Golgi to plasma membrane protein transport; protein localization to Golgi apparatus.
CAACGAUAACGACAAGUGAAAUUUGCCAGCAAACGCAGUUGUUAACAAGAAAUGCUAAAUUACAACACAUUAUUAUUGCUGUUAAGAAACAAAAACAAAUGCAAAAUACAUAGUCUCUCUGCUAUGCCGACAUAGUAGAAACCAAAGCAUAAAGCAUCCAACUAUAACGAAAUCUCAAAAUUCUUUACUGUCCUCCAGUCUCUUGUUCGUAUUUUGUGUUGUGACUUUAAUUUAAAUGCAAUAUUUGCUAGCUUAGCUUAUAGAUUAUAAAUAAAUACAAUGUACACAUUAAUGCAUGGCUUCUACAAGCAUCUCACACAAAAAGAUGAAUAUUGCGUGGUUAUUCUGGGCCUUGACAAUGCAGGCAAAACGACCUAUCUGGAGGCAGCCAAGACCAAGUUUACAAAGAACUACAAAGGCCUCAAUCCGGCCAAGAUAACGACAACAGUCGGCCUCAACAUAGGCACCAUCGAUGUGCAGAGCGUGCGACUCAAUUUCUGGGACUUGGGUGGACAACAGGAGCUGCAAUCGCUAUGGGACAAGUACUAUCAAGAAUCACAUGGCGUCAUUUAUGUGAUCGACUCCAAUGAUCGCGAACGCAUGGACGAAAGCAAAGUGAUCUUUGAUAAAAUGAUUAAGAACGAGCUGUUGUCGGGUGUGCCGCUGUUAAUAUUGGCCAACAAACAGGACCUGCCCGAUGUGAUGGGCGUGCGCGAGAUUAAGCCCGUCUUUCAGCAAGCUGGUACCUUAAUUGGACGUCGUGAUUGUCUUACAAUUCCCGUCUCAGCGCUCACAGGCGAAGGCGUCGACGAGGGCAUCAAAUGGCUGGUGGAGGCCAUCAAACGACAUGCUGUAGUGCGUCCGCCGCGUGUAAACGACUAGAGAGAAGCUAAUGCUUAUAGAGGAGAGGAGAAACACAGGCCAACGAAUGAUUCCAGAGCGAAACAGAGAAAGAGAGAGAGGAACGUGUACAGAACAUAGCGUUUAAACAUGUAUCAAAUACAUUUCAUAUAUUUAUAUAGCUCAACAAGGAUAA